AGGUGAUGUAGCCAUGCAUGCAUGCAAACUUUGCAUUUGCAUUGCAAGACAGUAUGUCCAACGACCAAGAUCCCCUCAGAAGUAAAUCCAGUUUGGCAGGUUUGCUACAUAAGGGCAAAACAAAACAUAUUUGGGUUGACCCUACACUUUUCGGAAAAUAUACCGGGUGGCUACAAGGAAUCCUGGAUUUGAUUAAUUGGCACAUGUUGGUUAAAACAUUUUCAAGUUGGUCUUUGAUAGGAUUGAAAACAACAAAAUUGAGGCGAAUGUCUAUAUUUUCUGUUGUAAAAUGUAAUCUACAAAUUGAAAUAUACUAUGUAAAACAAUGGUGUAUGCUAUCAUCGCAUUGAAAGUGAUGGAAUAGUUCCUUCGUGAGUCUGUCCCAGACAGGGCGGUGAAUAUUCAAUGGGUUUGAUUAAUGUUCUGGAUUAUAUGUCACAUUUUUUAUAUUAUACCUGGAAAUCUCUUAUUAACCAUAGG
Owenia fusiformis is the source of this 480-nucleotide messenger RNA. The record is from the annotation of a GenBank genome assembly. Lineage: Eukaryota; Metazoa; Annelida; Polychaeta; Sabellida; Oweniidae.